This is a messenger RNA of Triplophysa rosa, 5439 nucleotides long. It is a transcript of the gene tmem204, whose product is annotated as transmembrane protein 204. The record is from RefSeq and is a predicted model, not a curated record. NCBI's taxonomy places the organism in Eukaryota, Metazoa, Chordata, Actinopteri, Cypriniformes, Nemacheilidae. The transcript is spliced from 3 exons.
AAAACAAACAGCCGUGAAACACAGGCUGGCUCUUGUUCUGCAACUCUUUUUAGCGCCUCAGUGUGCUGAUAACGAAACAGCGCCUCCACUGUGGCGUAAUGUCGCAACUGCAGUUACAAAUAACAGUCUGUUAAAUGCACACAGGAUUUCUUGUGAAGACUCACAACAUAAUUUUGGCGAGAGCCUGAGGCGGCACGACAUUUGACAGAGGCGGCCGCCUCCAAUUUCUCUAUGCAGGAAAAACCCUGCAUAAGACCUGUUGUCCUAAACGUUCAAAGACGGUGUGUCGACUAAUACAUUCAGAAUGUAUCAAACUUCAGCAUGAACUGACAAUUAAAAAAGAAAGAUCCUAAACAAUUGACUUCAAAUCAAACAAACAAACUGUUGCUGUUUAAACGUGCAGCUGCAGCUUUGGUACAUCAGAAGAGAAUCACUUCAGCUAUGUGUAGAAUGAUUCAAAGACAUCCAAGACUUUCUCCCACAUUCUCUCUCUCCCACUCACCCGACCCUUCAUGCCCUCCCUCCUAUUUUAUCCUCUCCCAUCUGGUCUCAAUUUAACCAAAAUCCCCCUCGUUCUCUCGCCCUUUUCACUCCGUUCAGCUUUACUAGAUACAGAUGUGAGCAGUUUAUUAGAGUUAAACAACCGGAAAUUCCUUCAAUCUUUGGGGGCCCAGAACUGAAGAAAAAGCAGUGCACAGAACGCAAGCACAUUGUGUGAAUUCAAGUUUUACAUUUUAUGGGUUGCUGAGGGUUCUGGAGGAUUGUUAUGUGGUUGCAAAUCCUCAAAUCUCUGAUAUUCUGCUCUCUAGACAUGACCCGCGUCCCUCUUUCAACGCACAGUUCACCUCUCGCUCCAUUAAAUACCAACACACAGGGUAAAAGAGAGAGAGGACGGGUGUUGUACUCUGUUCUGUCUGUUUUCCUUCCAGGAAACACAUCCUGUAGCUGUGGAGUAACAUGUUUGUCAGAGAGAGAGAGAAAGAGAGAGUUUCUUCUCAUGUACUCCCUGCCGUCCCAUCACAGUUCUUCUGGCCUUUUCAUGGAUAAGUACAAAUGUUCACACUCAGAGAAACUAGUCAGGACGAGUCCCGUAAUUCGAGACAGCACUUCAAAUUGAGCCAGUGGUCGAGAGAGGGAGGGAGAGAGAGAGAGAGAGAAGAAAAAAGAAGAAGCAGAGACCACAUCACCCAGAUCUUUCAGCAUUCCUCAGCGUUCCCAGCAGGGAGACGAGGAGAAAAAAGGAGGCACGGACGUGCUGGACUUCAGAAGAAAGAAAACCAUUUUGGAUAAACUCAGAAGAGCGACGAUUCAAAGAUAUUGUGUGUGUUUAUGUGAUGGCCUUGGAGGUCUGCGGUCCAGCCUUACGAGCAGCUGUGGCCCCGGAUUCAGAGGAGGAGGGCUAAAGACACCCGUCGUCCCGAAACCCCAUCAAAGCACGAGAAUGAGCGGUGAUGUCCUCUAGCUAACUUCUCACAGUGCGAGUGUGCGUUUCAGGCGAGGGGGAGACGGCCGCAGCGGGUUAAGGGGGGCGUAUGGCCGUGCGCAGGUUGGUGGUGGUGGCUGCAGCGGUGGCACUGCUUUCUCUGGUUCUCAAUAACGUGGCUACGUUCAGCUCCAGCUGGGUGCUUCAGGUUCUGAAGGAUGGACACAGACGGAGCGUCGGACUCUGGAGAAUGUGUCCGCAGGAUGAUACGCACGCUCACGGGCCGACGGCCUGCAAGUGGCUGAACUGGGGAUCGGACACAGCGGGGUACCAGGAGUCCCACAGCACUGUCAAACUUCAGUUUGACAUGAUGCGGGCGUGAAACCUGAUGGCCACGGUGGCUCUGACAGUGGGUCAGCUGAUCUUCCUGUUUGGGUUACUGGAGAUAAGCUACAUUACCCAGGACUCUCAGUGGUGGGAGGAGGCCAUCGCUGCCCUGUUCCAGUUAGCCAGUUUCGUGCUGGUAAUAGGUCUUGUGACGUUCUACAGGAUCGGUCCCUACACUCACCUCUCAUACUCCUGCUAUAUAAAUAUCGCUGCAUGCUUGUUCGCCACGCUAGCGGCUGCCAUGCUAAUCUGGAAUAUUCUGCAUCGCCGUGACGACUGUCUGUCACCGCCCAUCAUUGUCAUCAGCCGAUCCUUGACCACACCCUUCAGGCCACGACUAGACAAUGACUAUGUAGAGUCGCCUUGCUGACAUGCGCUUGAGACAUAUGGAGACAUACGGGCAAUAUAAAAUCACGAGGAUUCUUCAUUUUUAUGUGAACCUCCUGGAACUUCACAGUUUAGGACAAGAGCAGUGAUGGUAACUGGGAAAUGUGACGGAUAAUGUUUUUGGACCGAAUGGAAUACUUCUGAAACUCUUGAAGUGGGAUGACAGAGAUCAAGCUGGAUCUUGACAGUUUAUAUUCAUAAAAAGGAAAAGCACAUAUGUAUGCACAUGUAUCUAUUAUAGUUCUACAAAAUGUAAAAGCAAAACCGAUUUCAAGAGGUGUCUACACGUGGCAUGGAAUGUCACAGAUUUCUUACUGAAUUGUAUAAAAUCCUUUCAAGUCCCACACAGAAUCUACAAAGUUUCCACAAUAACAUUCGGGGGAAAUCUCUGAAACAGAUUUAAGGUGCCUUUACACAACAACAAAGCACUAAAAACAGAACCUUUUUUAAAACUUUUGCAUACAGAAAACGUUGUCAAACUGAUCCCAGUUCACUGGAUGCAAAAGAAUAAAAACGCUGUAUUAUGGAUGCCAGGCUAGUAGUUGGCAAUGUCACUUUGUAAAGAAACACUACCAAACUGCACACAUACGCUUUUUUAUUAUACAUCAAAUAUUACAAUACAUUAUUAAAAAUAUAAGCAUGUAUGUAUUCUUCUACAAAGCAGUGAACUACAAACACAUAAUAUUUAUGUGCAUGACAUCACCAUUUCCACAAAUGAAAUUUUCCUAGUUUAGACCGAGACGAAAACGUUGUGUAAAUGAAUGGCCAAAACACAAAGACUGUUCUGUUUUUAGUUUUAAAAAAUGUUGUUGUGUAAACGUCCUUUAAAUGGGAUAAAAACCGUUAACCUACAAUACAAAACAAACAAACAAUUCUUCAAAAAAAGAUUUUUCCUCAUGAAAGUGAAGACUUUAGGGUUUUUGCAUUGUGGCAUUCAUGACAAUAAAGCACAUUUUUCACUUUUUUUACAACUAUUUUUGUAAUUCAUAUUCUCAUUCAUUCUCAUUUUAUUGUGUACUAUAAAUAUUAUAAUACAAUAAAACCAUACUAUGCAAAUACUACAAUAUUUCAAAAUCUGCACACAUAAAAGUUUCACAAUGCCAAAAAUCUUAAUUGUCCUAAAAAUAGGCUUCAUUUUUUUUGUAAUUGUUUUAAAUUUACAUGUUUCAAGAGAUAAUAUGGUCAUGCAAACAUUUUAGCCAAAAUGUUAAAUUACAGAUAUACAAGAGAAUGGAAAUUUUGUGAAAAGCAGUUGAUAGAAUUGCAUAGAUUCUGUGCCGCCUUAAACAUCUGGUCCCAAAAUCUGAUUUUUUUUGGCUGUUUGCUCAACUGAGAUUAUUACAAUUCGACAUUAUAAUCUGUGACCUGUCAACCCUGACCCGUAAUUUAAAACUAUGAUCAAUUUCAGAUCGAUCAUGUCUUCCUGAUGCUUUUUUAUCAAUGUUGGAACUAUGUAAGUUAAUUUCUAGACACAGAAUUUGCUAACCUAUGCCUGUGGUACCCAUAUACUGUAUAUAUACGUUUAUAAUACAGAGCUAUAUUAAGUAUGUUAUUAAAAUCACAUUUCACUCUUAGCAGGGCUGAUAUAAGAAUAAUAUUAAUGUAAUAAAGACAUAAAGCCAUAUGACGUGUGUAUGCGUGUGUGAGAUCCCAGCAGAGUCAAGGACGCUCUGAAUGAAGGGAAAUGAAUGGAGACAGACACACACAUUCCGUGACCCUGUCAUUCCAGCACUGACACUUUAAGACGAUAACACAAGACUGAAUUCGGUACAUAAAUCAUGUGCAUUACUCACUCUCAUGUUGUAUGUUUCUUUCUUCUGCUGAACACAAGAGACAACCAGAAAGAUGUCUUACCGUGUUCUUUUACAUACAAUGAAAGCUUUUUUGACAGAACUAUCCCUUUAAAUCUUAUUUACUUCCUUGCACUUGCACUAACCACGUACCACAACAAACCAAUAUUAUUGGAAAUUUAUGCUAUCAAUUGAUGCGAAUAGAAAGCGCACAUUACACAUUUGCCUAACCUGAAAAUACAUGACUUUAAACCAGAUCUUGUGGUGCUUUUGGUAAGUUUUGACAGCCGCUGUCCUUCUUCAUCUAAACUUCUAUUCUUCACAUAGGAAAGUUAAACGUGUUUGGAACAACAAGAGACUCUAAACCCCAAUUCACACAGAUCACUGAUCCCAGAAAAUUGCCAUAAAAUUACCUAUUAACAUUAACGGGAUCAGUCCCGGAAAGCGCCCUGUGUGAACAAAAGGCAGAAACAAUGCCGUAAAAGUCGUGUAGUGAUGACACACAUCUAUAAUAAAUUGUAAAUAAUUUGGCUGUGAAAACAAAUAUAGUUAAAGGCGGGAUGUCUGAUACAUCUUCUUUUCCAGGAUCUCUGUGUGAAAAGGGCUAAAGUCUGAAUGAUUCCUUUAAAGGUCAUGCUUGACAGGCCCCACAGAAACCCCGGUGUGACCCAGCAGAGUUCUGUGGUAAAGAUAGGCAUCAAUAGAUCACUCAGCUCAAGUCUUUUCCUCUCUUCUGCGUUUCAUCUGUUCCAAAAAUGAACUCGAACAAUACCCGAGGAAUAUACAGUACACACACCCCUCUGCAGUCAUGGAAAUCUGUGUCUCUUACAUUCAUAAACACACAUCUUCAUAUAAACAUCAAAAACCUUAAAAGCAAGCAAAGUACAAUUACAAUUCCCAUUAUAAACAACAAACGCACACACACCCUUCCCAAAGCCAUUUCUGUAUAUUUCAUUCAAACAGAGUGUGAGUGUGUGUAUCCUCUCUGGAAAUAAGACAGGGAAAUGUAGCUCGAGGCAUCAAGCUAUCCAUUACCAAAUCUAUUGUUGGUAUCAUUGUAGAGAUCAUUUAGGAAACUUGUUCACCUAUUGACUGUAAAUGCCUGGGCACACAAACACACUUCACAUUCACUAAUGUAGUGAGUGUGUGCCAUCUUGCACAUCCAGAUGAACAGCUGAGGUGACUCAGUCACCCAAACACUCUCUAUGGCUGCCAACGAUAUCCUCUACAACCCAUAAUAUCGCACAAACUAAAAUACACAUACUACACUUUCAAAAGAUUUGAAUGAUCUGAUUUUUAUUGCUUCUGACAGAUAUGUUUCUAAUUUGUCAAUUCGCUGAUAAAGAGUACAAUUCAAGUUAAGUGCCUUUAAAGUGACCUCAGGUUAAGAGCUACGAUCAGAUGUUGAAAAACUGGGCAAAAACUCGUAAGGGCCAAAAUUAGUAUUAAAGU